Messenger RNA from Sinocyclocheilus rhinocerous, 978 nucleotides. Its product is annotated as AN1-type zinc finger protein 5-like. The record is from RefSeq and is a predicted model, not a curated record. The coding region runs from base 128 to 775 and encodes 215 amino acids. Gene Ontology annotation, molecular function: DNA binding; zinc ion binding. NCBI's taxonomy places the organism in Eukaryota, Metazoa, Chordata, Actinopteri, Cypriniformes, Cyprinidae. The transcript has 5 exons.
GCAGCCAGAAAAACACACAGAUCAGCGGACUAACAGCGCGGACCGUCGCGAAGGGUGGAACACAAAGUCUCUAUAUUCUGGGAGCUUCUCUUUUUGCUCGGAUAAGGAAUCGCUCAAUUUCAGAGAGAUGGCCCAGGAGACCAAUCAAAGCCCCGUGCCCAUGCUCUGUGCCACCGGCUGCGGUUUCUACGGCAACCCUCGGACCAGUGGCAUGUGCUCGGUCUGUUACAAAGAGCAUUUAACACGACAAAACAACGGGGGAGUCAGUCCUAUUAGCACAAUGGCAGCUUCCAGCAGUGUCACCAGUAGUCCUACCUCUGAAUCCUCAGCCAUCCAGAUCAUCGAAGCUACACUAAACAACUCCUCGUCUGCUAGUGUUGAGUCACCCAACUGCACCGCCGCCACUGCUGCCCUUCCCGUUACACAACAGAUGACGGAGAUGAGCAUUUCCUGUGAAGACGAGGUGGUCUCGCUUAAAGUAGAAGUUCCUGAACCAGUUGUCACUCAGCCGACGGCGUCCGCCGCUCCUCCGAGCACAGCUGAAGGUGAAGAGACCAAAACACCCGACGCCCCCAAACCCAAGAAGAACAGAUGCUUCAUGUGCCGCAAGAAGGUGGGCCUGACAGGGUUCGACUGCCGCUGUGGGAAUCUCUUCUGUGGACUCCAUCGCUACUCGGACAAGCACAACUGCCCCUACGACUACAAGGCAGAGGCUGCGGCCAAGAUCCGCAAAGAGAACCCGGUGGUGGUGGCCGAUAAGAUUCAGAGAAUUUAAAGCGCUCGCCGUCUGCACCUCGACUUUGCGAGAGAUCAGAUACAAGGACUCGCACGUUGACCUGUGAUUCUAAAGACUAGUUUUUUUAAUUACAAUAUGGGAAAGAAUCUUGUUUCUAUGCCGAUGCAUGAGUGAUCACUGUUUCCACCUUUCUUUUGCUUUCUGUUGUUGGUAUAUGAGCUUCAAGGUAAAACAAAUGGGGG